AUGAAGCAGUCGAAGCCUCGGCCUCGUGUGGUGACGAAGCAAGUGGUGGUUGUUAGGAGAUCCAGUCGUGUCGCAAACAAAUCUUCUCUUGUUUAUGCUGAAGUGAUUGUGGACCGAGUGAUGAUGCCAAGAACAGAGUUCUCGAAAGACUUCUGCAAGAAGAACCUUCCAAAGGGUGACGAUGUGGUGACUCUAAGAGAUGAGGAAGGAGAUGAGUACUCGACGAUAUAUAUCUUCCAGGGAAGACGAGACUGA
Messenger RNA from Linum tenue, 255 nucleotides. The record is from the annotation of a GenBank genome assembly. NCBI's taxonomy places the organism in Eukaryota, Viridiplantae, Streptophyta, Magnoliopsida, Malpighiales, Linaceae.